Podarcis lilfordi (Lilford's wall lizard) is the source of this 181-nucleotide messenger RNA. Lineage: Eukaryota; Metazoa; Chordata; Lepidosauria; Squamata; Lacertidae. The record is from the annotation of a GenBank genome assembly.
AUUUAUUUAAACAAUGCCUUUGCUCUGGAUUCAUCAUGGAUACAUCCUGAGGAGCUACGAAUCUACCAGGGACACGAUAAACCUCUUGUUAUGACAAAUCAAGUAGCUGUGGCUUUAUCUAGGCCAGCUACUGCCCCUAGGCCUCUUCCUGCAGUGGUGUUAACACCCCAGCCUAUUCCAG